GAAAACUGAAAUGGGGGACGGCCUAUGGAACCGGCAGCAGCAGCAGCAGCAGCAGCAGCAGCCGCAGCAUCAACUGGGUCCCUCUGGCGGCGUGCAUAAACGACCUCGUUCUGACUACGUCCGUACUGAAUAAGCUGAAACCAACAAAACCUGGUUCAGUGUGGUUGUUGAGACCUUUGUGCAAAAUGAAAAGUACUACAUUACACGGUACUUAAGAAUGGGUAUUUUCCCCAACCCAACCAAAUCCCAAACCUCUGAAGUGAUAUCAAGUAGCUUCUUCCUUUAAGUGCGGCCAGUCCUCCAAUCUAAUGCUAUUUUUCAAUAAUGAUGGUCAAGAGAUGCAUGGUUAUUUUGCACGAGAGGAUGAUAUUGGCGGUCCUAGGACUGUAAAGGAUAGCAGAUCAAUCGGAUCAGCAUAUGACCGCUAUCUUCAGAAUGCGGAAAUGCCUUCGUUCGCUUCUGGAGAAGUGAGUACUUUUGGUGGAGCUGGAAUGGGAAGGGCUGUUGGUGGUGGAAUGUCAGGUCCUCCAAUGGCUGAUCAUUCUAUGAGGGGUCGUCCUGGAGCUAUGUCUUCUGAUCUACUAACAAAUGGUCGAAAUAUGAAUCUUGCUAAUCAGCUCCCAGUAGAUGCAACGGCUAGGCCUGGACGUGAAACAGUUCCUUUACCUCUGGAUGCAUCCAGCACUUUAUAUGUUGAAGGACUUCCUCCUGACAGCACAAGGAGGGAAGUAGCUCAUAUCUUUCGUCCUUUUGUGGGAUACAAAGCAGUGAGGCUUGUGAGCAAAGAGUCCAAACACCGUGGUGGGGACCCUCUUAUUCUUUGUUUUGUGGAUUUUGAAAAUCCAGCCUGUGCAGCAACUGCUAUGAGUGCCUUGCAAGGUUAUGAAAUGGAUGAACACGCUCCAGAUUCUAAUUACUUGCGGCUGCAGUUUUCUCGGUUCCCAGGUCCCAGGUCUGGACCUGGACGUAACAAGAGGUGAUAGGCAUUAGGUAAUGAGAAACGUCUGCGUUGACGUAAUCAAGAUUAUAUUAGCUCUUAUACAUUCCAUAUAUAUGCUCCUUUCUGUAGUGGUAACCACAUUGUACCCAGAAUAUACAAUGUUAAUUGCUCAGGCUUGGGCACACACUAACUGUAAGCACUUGUAAUGCACGCUGUUGUUUCCAGUACUGAAUCCAGACAGUUUUAAAGUAGUUAUAUUUAACGGAGAUCUGAUUUUGCA
Molecule: messenger RNA, 1220 nt
Organism: Pyrus x bretschneideri (Chinese white pear)
Lineage: Eukaryota; Viridiplantae; Streptophyta; Magnoliopsida; Rosales; Rosaceae
Product: RNA-binding protein 2
Exons: 7
Coding region: 309-980 (223 amino acids)
Molecular function (GO): mRNA binding
Source: RefSeq, a predicted model, not a curated record